This is a messenger RNA of Penaeus chinensis, 2695 nucleotides long. Its product is annotated as syntaxin-12-like. Lineage: Eukaryota; Metazoa; Arthropoda; Malacostraca; Decapoda; Penaeidae. Gene Ontology annotation, molecular function: SNARE binding; SNAP receptor activity. Gene Ontology annotation, biological process: vesicle-mediated transport; intracellular protein transport; vesicle fusion. The record is from RefSeq and is a predicted model, not a curated record. The transcript has 8 exons. Gene Ontology annotation, cellular component: SNARE complex; endomembrane system; membrane. The coding region runs from base 351 to 1229 and encodes 292 amino acids.
UGAUUGUUUGAAUUUAUUUUGUUUUUUUCAAUAUUGUCAAUUUGGCGAAUACGUUUUUCGGUGUAUAACAAAAGGGAUCAUUUUCUUCCUCCAGCGAAUAGGACUUUAAUCAUCGAAUUCCUACGAAAUUAAAAAAAAAUCAAAAUGAAAUAUAAAGUAACAAAAAUCACACAAACCAACGAACACGAAUAAUGCAUUAAACAAGAAAAGAAAAGAAAUAAAAAGAAAACACGAUUCCCAAAUUCCCGAAAACCGUCCGGGUCCCUGGCUCUCGGGAGGAAGGUCAGCUGAGCGACAACAACAACACUCGGGCGACGUCGCGGAGGGAAAAAAGCAUCCUCUAGUAGAAAAUGGCAUCAGGUUAUUCACGCCUUGGAGGAGACGAUGCGAGUGGAGGAAGACGAGGAGGGCGAGGAGGUGGCCAGAGAUCAUAUGGCACUAAUGACCCGGACGUGGGAUUUGCCCCCAGCGAAGGCAACUCUACAGAAUUCUUCCAGGUUUGUGAUAAAAUUACAACUCAUCUUUUUACAAUCAAUGGUGCUGUGACAACUCUGGAGCGUUCCUUGAAACAAGUGGGAACAAGUGGCGACAACCAAGCACUUAGAGACAGAAUCACAAAGACAAACAGCAAUGCUGGAGGCUCAGUGCAAGACGUUGCCACACUUCUGCGGACUCUCCAACCCUUAAUGCGUGGCAACAAGCAGAGGCGCAUCCAGACUGAGAGACUACAGAAUGAGUUCCAAACUGCAGCAACACGCUUCUCAGAAAUUCAAAAGAAAAUGGUCAACACACUCAGAACAGCACGGUUGCCGGCUGACAUGGUGGCUAUGGAGCAAGAUGCAGCCGCAGCUACGACAGAAGAGAUGAUUGCCAGAGAGCAGAAGAGACAAGCGCAAUUGAAGGAAAUAGAGGACUUGGAAUUUGAAACGGCAAUGCAGUCUGAGCGGGAGGAACGAAUGCGUGCAAUUGAAGUUGACAUUAUUGACAUUAACGAAAUCAUGCGUGACCUGUCAUCCAUGGUCACAGCACAAGGCGAGGUUAUUGACUCAAUCGAGGAUAAUGUCGAGACAGCUCAUGGAAACGUGGAAGAGGGACGAGAGCAGUUACUGAAGGCUUCCACUUACCAGAGCAAGUACCGUCGCAGAGUCUGCAUCCUCAUCCUCAUCCUGAUCAUCAUCCUGGCAAUUGUUGGCAUCAUAAUUGGCAUCCACUUUGCAACCAAGAAUUAGCAGCUGACUGGGUGCUAGAGUGACUUUUUUAUUGAUUUGUCACAAAGUCAACAGGUUGAUGGAGUCUCUGUCGACCAGGAUACAUUCCAUUUGCAGAUACAAGUAAAUUUAUUUGUUAUAUAUAUAUGUUUUUGUAUUUUUUUUUUUUCAUUUAUAUAUAUACAUCCCAGAGAUGCUAUCUAUAGAGUUCUAGUCACAAUCUUAGACAAACUGAAACAAAAUCUGUAAUCUUAAUUUUCACAAAUUAAACUAAUAUUGCCUAAUUGAUUAUGAGUAUUGUUAUAAAUAGCUUAUGAUUAUAUUUGGAACCCAAGGCUCCUCAAAACCUUAUCUAGCUUUUUUUUCUGCGGGGACAGAAUUAGGAUAUAGUGCAAAUGAUUGCAACUGGCAUGAAUGAGAAUGCAUAUCUCUCUUGUAAUUAGAAGUGCAGAUCAUCAUUUUCUAUGGUAUGUUGUUCUCUUCAAUGCAUAAUGGGAGUUUGCAUUAGAAUCAGUGAAAAGUGCAUAUUUGUAUGUGAACCUUAUUAUUCAAAUGUGUGUCUUGUCUCAGGUUAAACCUUUUGUUUUUCAUCUUUCUCUUUGUUUAUUUGUAUACAUGUGUUGUGCAAAUGCAUAGAGGAGUAUAUUUGUGUGUCUGUGUGCCUAUGCAUGUCUAUGUUCUUGUUUGUUAGUGUUUUUGUUUCAUAAUUAUUAUAUAUUAUUGUUUUUUUUUUUUGUCAGAGCCCAGAUUUUCAAAGGUCCUUCUGGUCCCAGUAUUAUGUAAUGCUUGGUUUUAGCUCAUUAAUAUUAAAGUCUGUAAGUUGCCAGGAUUGACCGUUUCAUUGCAGUAUUUUCUUGUAUAUAUAUGAGCUGUGAAAAGGGGAGGUUGAUUAAACUUAAGACAUCUCUAGAAUUAUUUUUUUGUUACUUGAAAAUAGAAAAGUAUCUGUAUCUGUUAUUAUUAUUUUUCAAUUAUCAUUAUUGUCAUUAGUUGUGGUAGUAUUAGUAUUUUUUUUUUAGUUUAGGGUAAAAGUGUUUUUGGUGCUUCAAUUUGAUUUGUAUUAUGAUUUUUUUGAGAAAUCCCAAGUUUUAUGAUAGUGUAAAACUGGUGCACGUUAACAACCUCUUUUUUUUCUCUUUUUUUUUUUUUUUGCCUAAUAUAUUACUUUCUACAUAUUUAUAUAGCAGUAGAUUAAGACACAUUUUGAGCUAUUUCAGUGUAAGUUAGGGUACAGAUGGGCAUGUUACCAACAAUAGCUAUAAUAUUUAUAAGAGUUUGAUACCUUUUUCAUUGCAUUGUACAAAUGUCAUGUUUUAUACUUUACUUAACAACCAAAUUUAUUAUUAUUUUUUCCCUUUAUGUUUGUUGAAUCUUAUUUUCCUUUUUUAUUUGUUUAUCUGUACUUUUUACCAAUUCUGCUUAAAAGAGGCAGAUGUCCCCACAGUAAACACUGCUUUAUAUUGUAAUAAAUAAUGAUUAUGAACAUG